GGAACAACAUACCGUGUGUGCUGUGUUCGCUGGAGGCGCGACUGUAAAUAUUUAAAAAUUGAAAAACAUAUUCAUAAACGGCCCAGGCCAAAACACUGCGAGAAAUUCCUGCAGCGAAGUGAUUUCGAAUGAGUGGUUUCAAAGUGAACGGUGUGACCCAAAGUCGUGUUUUGUGUCCAUACACACAAAAGAAAAUUUAUUAAAUAAAAUCAUAACAAAUGCAUUUCAUAUAUAAAAGUUUGAAAGUUGAAUAAAAUAAUAAAGUUGAAAGUGCGAAGCGCGGAAAAAAAGAAACACUGCAACAUUUCGUGGUCGUUUAGAGCGAGUUGAUUCCGUUUUUGUUUGUGUUUGCCUUCCGGAGCACGCGUGUGUCUGCGUUACCUUGGACAAGAAUAAACCAUCCAAACAUCCUGCAGCAUCCGCGCAUCCAAACAUCCGAGCGCCCAGGCAUCCAUCUACUUGGCCAUUGUGGUUGUUCUUGGCUCUCCUCCGCGGCGCAGCCCCUCGUUCAUCCUUAUUCCGAAUCCUUGGCGCAGCAGAUUCUAGUUGGUGGCCUACUCUGAAGAAAAUGUCUUUAUAGAGAUGGCCAAACUUUCACGACGUGCCUCGUCGUCUGCAGCAACGCCCUCCACAGCAAGAACAGCAUCUACUGCAACAACUGGCUCCACAUCACUCAAUCCAAGUCAUGCCACGCAGCAAGCAGAGGAGCAGCAGGAUCAUAAGGAACAGCAACGGCUCACACGUCGUGCCGCCAGCAACAGCAAUAGAGUCCAGGCAGCGGCUCUCAUUGACACGAGUCCUGAUGUCCUGCAUGAGAAUCCACCGCCAUCACCGACACCGGCGGCGCUUACGAACAGCAGCAGCAGCAGUAACAGCAGCUACAACAGCAACACUGCCACGCCCACAGCACCCGCCCAUGCCCAUGUUACGGCCACGCCCUAUAUGCCGCUACUGCCGCCGGGCGAGCGGAAUCUGACGGAGGCGGAAAACGCAGCGGAGCGGGCCAGGAUACGGGAGGAGUUCUUUGCCACGUACGACGUGAUGACGGGCGUUAGGAUCGCCGCCACUUUGGGCGGCUUCUUUGGUCUGAUGGUGUUCUUAAUCGUUUGGAAGAGUCGCAGCAGCAGCAACGAGACGAUGAAGGUGCUCAAGGAUCCCAAAAUGGCUGCCGUAGCGGCGGUGUGCAUGCAGGAGGAGGAGGAGCGCGAAAUCCACGACGCCAUCGUGGCCACGGGCAUGUCCAUUUAUCCGGAUGAGUACGAUGCAAUGGUCUACCGUCGGCAGCGGAUGCUCUCACUGGGCAAUGUGAGUGCUCCGCCGCUGCUGAACCGUGGAUACCGAUGUGGUUCGAUGGGUGGCGUUGGUGUGGGCGUUCCAGUGGGCUAUAGCUACCUUCUGGAGCCACCGCGUCGCUUCUCCUAUUCCUCAAUGUCCGGCGCAGGAGGUCAUGUGGGACGUCGCAAGAGUGGGUCGGAGUCGUCGCGCAUCUUCAGCAACUAUCCAAUGGGCGGCAGCUUUGGCACGGACGACUAUUUCGUGGAGACGGAGGACGAACUGGAUGCGGAAGAGUACAUGCAGUCAGGUGCCGCGGAUGAACCAGAUCACCAGCACCAGAGAACGGAUUCUACGCGCAGCAAGCCGGGAUUUCUGCCCGUACCGAUGGCGGGUCAGGACUCGCGGCGGAGCAGUGCCAUGACCUGCUGCAGUACCGAUAGCUCCUACCUGGAGCGGCGCACGUCUGCCUACAUGGGCGGUUGCAUGGGCAACCUGCCGCCCACGCUGCAACGGAAGCUGUCGACUGCUUCGCGUACAUCGAGCAUUGAGAACUGGGACUACUACUACCCAGACAUUCAGGUGAUUCAGCCGACGCCCAAGGCCUCGCCAUGUCCCUCGGAGCGCAGUGUCCACGAAGGAUCAGGAUCGGGUUCUGCGAAUGGAUCGCGGACAUCCAAUCUCAGUGCAUCCAAUGUCAAGCGGAAGCACAGCAUCGUGUCCUAUGAUCCUCACAGUGCUCAGGCGGGCCGGAAGCAGCAGAUCCACUCGAUCAGCGCGGACACUGUGGACGUGUAUCCGUACAACCAGGAGAGCUCCGUGGACCUGGCCUUGGCUCUGCCACUUCCCAAGCCCGUGCAGUCUGCCCCGCCCACCAGUGCUCACCAGGCGUUCCACUUCUGCGACUCGCCAUCCGAGGAGCUGCGUCUGGGUGUCCGGCGGAAGCUCACGCUGGUGGAGCUGCAGCGCAACGAGAGCAACAACAACAGCUUUCCGUACACGGCCAAUGCAGCGGUUCCGGCCGGAGCGGUGGUCACCGCAGCUAGCUCCAGUAGUAUCAGCGUGGACAGCACUCCAGUAAGUCUGGAGCGUUUAAAUGGUGCGGGGAGCUGCGGAAGCGCCAGCCUGGCCACCAUCUCCGUGUCCAACAAACUGCCGCCGCUGGGGAAUAACAAUCCGGAGAAGCGAGCGCCGCUGGCCUCACUAAGUUCCUUCAAGAUCUCCUCGCUGGAGUGUCCUGACUCCGAGCUGCGCUCUCUGGACGAGGACUCGGUCUUUGGGCUGGAGAGUCCGGCGGACACGGAUGAUGACAUGCAGCAGCUCAGCAGCGACAGCGAGGAGCAGGAGGCAGCAGCACAGGCUGCCCAAGCACAGGCCGCCUCAAUCCGGGUAAGUGGGGAGACCAAGCCCAAUCCCGUGCUGCAUGCCGUGCCAGUAAAACGAAUGAGCCUGAGCGCGGUGCCCUCUGCGGGAUUGACGAGCGCUGCCUUGACUAGUGGUGGUGGAGGAGCACGGCCCCGGAGACCACUGCUCCAGCGACAUCGCACCAUCAGCGUGACUUCCAGCGACCGAGUGGCUCUCAUCAAUCAGCCUCUGCAACAGUUCCACAUGGGCUUGCCCAUCCAGUCGGAGGCGCCUCCGCUGGAAACCCACUUUGGAGCAGUGGUGAGCCAGAGUCCCCCCCGACGGGGACCUCUGCUGCAGCAGUACAGCGAUCCGCAGACGACGACGACGACUACAACGACCACCACCACGGAGGAGGACACCUGCUCCACCCUGAAUACAGAGCUGGGGUUGGUGGAGGCGUCUGGAGUAACUCUCGGCGGUGCGGAGUCUGCCACACACACCCAGUACAGCAGUCUCAACACGGUAAUCAGCAUGGGUCGGUCCACGCCCAGUCCCGUUCCCGUUUCUGUUCCUGGUCUAACCACCCGGAUGGACAAUAAUGCCGCCACUCAAGUCACACAGCAGCCAGCUCAACUGCCAACGAACGCCAUCCGGCUGGUGCACGAUCCCUGCCCCUCGUCCGUGUCCGACUCGGUGAUAGCCACCCGGCAGCAGAGCAUCUGUGUGCCCGCCUCCCUCAAGGAUCUGAUCCUGCGCAAGGGAUCGGGACCGGGUCCCGCUACUGUUCCCACCAGCGGUAUCAGUCGGAGUGCCGCCAAUCUGAGCUGCGAAGCUGGAGUCACUGCAUUGACCACAACGACUGCAACGCCCGCCGUCAUGCUAGAGCUUCCCCUGAUCCGGCUGCCUAACGAGGACAACGAGGAGCAGCAGGAGCAUCGGGCCCAUUUGAUACGGGACGACGGUGGCUUGGUCGGCGAAAAGCGCGAUCCCAGCCUGCCCGGCACUUCCAGAAAAUGGUCCAAGGAGACACUCUUCUAGCCCAGCUGGUUUCCACUGCUCCAACAAAGGCAGUUCCCUGGGCCGGGCCACUAAUUAAGAGCUUAGCAACUGACUUUGUACGUAUGGUGAUGGGAGCUACGGUGAAAACCUCCCUAAGAAGGUCAUGGAAUCAUUCCUUCUUUAAGUACUUCGAAAGAGUUUAAAAAAUGUUAGUUUCUAUAAAAAAAAGGUUUUUUAAAUGGAAACCGAGUAUUUAAAAUAUCCUUUUUCAGGGAAGUUUUCACUGUAACUCAGGUUGUCGCCUGGUCUGGCAACCAACUUCCUGGGUUGCUCGAGAUCCGGAACCCGGAACUAUGAAACGCGAGUAUUGAUGAGUAUUUAGGUAUAGUUAAGGAGGAUUAGAUUAAGCGCAUUUAGUCAAAAUAUAAGAUAGUUCGGUCUGGCACACGGAGUCACAGUACAGUAGUACAUGCCUACUAAUCAUGCAUAGACCGAUCGGGAGGAGGAAGUGGGUAAUGAACAACAACGUAUUCGUACUUAGAGACUGUUGUCUAUUAUUGUUAAUAGAACUCUAAAAGUUAAGUAGUGAUACUCGGAUUUAUUUUUCACACUUUAUCUGUAAAACAAAAGUGCAGGCGUACGAAUAUAUAUAUUUGUAUGCGGCGCCAUACUGAAGAGAAAGUUUAUACAUAUAUUUCUAUAGAUAUAUCACCAGUCGCCACCAUAUAUCGGUCUUUCUAUCUCUAUCUAUAGCUCUCCCUCUUACGGAAUGAAAACUCUUCUAGUGUCUUAACCAGCAGCCAAAUACUUAAAGUAUUGUAAUUUAGAAAUUUUAUAGAGAGCACCGCAACUUCGCAUCGAAUCCUUGCAACAAAAGUACUCUGACAGAAGACCUUAAGGACCUCGAGGGGUCCGCCCGAAGAUGCCUAAAUGACCUUAACGCGUAGCUAGACAAAAGGUGCCGACUUUCCAGUAACAUUUUCGCAUUUCCCCACUUGCUUGUUUGAAAACGAAUUGUUGUUGGAUAUAUAAUAGAGUUGUUGUCAGAAUAUAAAGUUAGAAAGCGAAUAUAGAAAAAUGACGAACAUGUAUGUAAACAAUUUCCUAACUCAUCCCACCUACGCAUCUCUAUUUUUCUAUAAAAAGCUAAAGCCAAGGGAAGGGAAAUAAUGAAUCAAAUAACUCGGAUUACUCAAAUCAAAAUACAUAAUUAGUGGUCGAAAGGCGAAAUAAUAUGAUAGAGCUGCAUUUUGAAGUGCCCCAGCCCCCAGAGACUUUCUCACACGCCUGAGCCUCAGCCUGAGCCUGAUUUGUACCUAUCCUAUGCAUAAGUAUAUAUUUAUAUACACCACACAUGUAUAAAUCGAGCCCUAUUUGAAUAUUUUUUAAUACUAGUAAGUAUUUUGUACGACGAGAUCAACUCGAAAGGCGCCUAGGAAAUGGAAAUGGUAUAUCAAAAGGAAAAUCCCCGAAACACAAACAUUUAAUUGUUGGUUAUAUGCUGAAGAACGUAAGCGUAAAUGAAAAUUCGUAAAUGAAAAUAUUGUAAUUGUAGCGUUGAUUUGUUUCAAAUGAGCAAACAUAUACAUAUAACUAAUAACGUAGAUAAAUAUACAUACCUAUAUUUAAUGAAACCAAUGAGCAAACCUAACUUGUGUAAGUCAAAGAGUAGCGGAACCAAUUGUUAAACCUAAGCAUAAUAAAUCUGUAAUAAAACUGAGCUGUUGUAUUAAAUGAACAAUAACAAUGUUGAAGACAAAGUUUGGAUAUCGGUGCCAAUGCGUAGGCCAUUCAAUUUGUGAACUUCGAAAGUACUUAGUGUUUUUACUAGAAAAGACUUCUUUCCAUUUUCCGCGAAUGUUUCGUUGCGAUAUUUUCUUUUAUACUUUUGUACUAACGCCCCCCUUUCCAUAGUCCGACCUAAUUUCCAUAAUGUUAAUGAACUCGAUCGAUGUCUAUAUGUACCUCUAGCUAAACUCAAAGCAUAAUUGAUCAAAUUGGUAAAUGAAAGCAAUUCGAAAUUAAAACGAAUAUGUGUACUACUAACGCGCAAAUAAAAGAAUUAUUAAUGCAAGUUUACUUUAAAGAACGGAUUAAAAUUUUUAAAAGUAUGAGCAAUUAAAGAACAAACUUAGUUAAAUGUUAUAUAUGAAAAACCAAGAAAUUGAUGUACAUGUUAGCGAUAUUAAUGAGAAAUGUGACAAGUGAAAAAUAAACCAGAAGAAAAUACAUAUACACAAGUUGCCAAGA
Messenger RNA from Drosophila sechellia, 5868 nucleotides. RefSeq lists its product as uncharacterized. The transcript has 5 exons. NCBI's taxonomy places the organism in Eukaryota, Metazoa, Arthropoda, Insecta, Diptera, Drosophilidae. The record is from RefSeq and is a predicted model, not a curated record. The coding region runs from base 583 to 3657 and encodes 1024 amino acids.